Molecule: messenger RNA, 954 nt
Organism: Phytophthora nicotianae INRA-310
Lineage: Eukaryota; Oomycota; Peronosporomycetes; Peronosporales; Peronosporaceae
Exons: 1
Coding region: 78-635 (185 amino acids)
Cellular component (GO): membrane
Source: RefSeq, a predicted model, not a curated record
UUUUUGUCUCCCAAGCGUCAUUUCCCAAUCUGCUCCCUAGAACGCAAGAGUCUACAGCCACCAAACCCUCCGAAAUUAUGCCGAUCGGCGCUGUGUCCCCGACCAACCGCGCGUAUGUGCACUUGGGCCUCCGCGGCCUCCAGUUCUUCUGCAGUCUAUUGGCCAUGUCGUUCGCGGCCGCGGGCUUCUACGGCGGCGGCUCCACCCGCUCGAGCACGUUCGUGCUGCUAAUGGGCUACACGGGCAUGCUGUACACGCUGUGGUACAUCGUGGCCGUGGAAGUUCUGCACCUGGCCAAUCGCCCCGCGCUUCGCCUGGAGCAGGGCACGGACGCGUUGCUGGCCCUCAUGCUGCUCAUCGCCGGUAUCUGCCUGGCCGCCUCGGAUUACACCAGCAACUGUGGCGCGGGCUGGCACUGCCACAACCUGCGCGCGGCCACGGCCUUCGCCUUCAUCGCCAUGUUCUUCUUCCUCGUGUCGUUGGGCCUGUCGUUCGUGGGCGGCGGCGAGCCGCACCACCAGGGCCACAGCAACGUGCAGGUCGAGGAGCCUGUGCCAUACCACCAGAACGCCACGCCCACGGGCGGGCUGUCACCCAUCGGCCACCACAACGACGGACCUGCUUCCAAGGUGUAAAGAGAGAAUGCAGACUUUAUAUCCAGGGGAGGCUGCCUCGAGCUUCGCUGCUUGUGCUCGCUAGUGCCGCGACGAUAGUUUUCACGUAAAUGCAAUUCCGAAUUGGUCUAUUUCAUGCUUGCUGUUGCAUUUGCCACUUUCUUGUCUCGAAGGGAACAAUUGCGUUUGCCAUUUUCUUGUCUUGAAGGGAACAUUGCUUCGUAUUUGCAUCGGAUCGCUCAUGCUUUAGAUUUUCGCUUCUUACCACUUUUUGCACAAUAAUCUUGUUGAAGUUGUGCCGCAAAAUAUGCAAAUGGAAUGGUCCAAUCAGCGAAGAGAG